AUGGCCGGAUUAGCAGAGAUCAGAAAAAAGUUGGUGAUUGUCGGAGAUGGUGCAUGUGGAAAGACCUGUUUGUUGAUUGUGUUUUCGAAAGGUGCCUUCCCAGAAGUUUACGUUCCUACAGUCUUUGAGAACUACGUUGCUGACGUGGAAGUUGAUGGUAGAAGAGUUGAGUUGGCCCUGUGGGAUACCGCCGGUCAGGAAGACUAUGACCGGUUGAGACCGCUUUCUUACCCAGAUUCCAACGUCAUUUUGAUUUGUUUCUCUGUGGACUCGCCAGAUACAUUGGAUAACGUUCAAGAGAAGUGGAUCAGUGAGGUUUUGCAUUUCUGCCAGGACGUCCCAAUGAUUCUUGUUGGAUGCAAGAUCGACUUGAGAAACGACCAAAGAACCAUUGAGAGAUUGGCCCAGUUGAACCAGGUGCCUGUUUCCACCAGCGAGGGACAGUCCGUUGCGGAGAAAAUCAAGGCUUUGACUUACCUUGAAUGUUCCGCCAAGCUGAACCAGGGUGUCAGAGAGGUUUUCGAGACCGCUACCAGGGCCGCUUUGGAGACCAAGGAGAAGAGAGAGAGAAAGAAGAGAUGUGUCAUUCUAUGA
Ogataea philodendri is the source of this 594-nucleotide messenger RNA. RefSeq lists its product as uncharacterized. The record is from RefSeq and is a predicted model, not a curated record. NCBI's taxonomy places the organism in Eukaryota, Fungi, Ascomycota, Pichiomycetes, Pichiales, Pichiaceae. Bases 1 to 594 code for a protein of 197 amino acids. Gene Ontology annotation, biological process: small GTPase-mediated signal transduction. The transcript has a single exon. Gene Ontology annotation, molecular function: GTPase activity; GTP binding.